Messenger RNA from Myxozyma melibiosi, 1347 nucleotides. RefSeq names its product pyridoxal phosphate-dependent transferase. NCBI's taxonomy places the organism in Eukaryota, Fungi, Ascomycota, Lipomycetes, Lipomycetales, Lipomycetaceae. Gene Ontology annotation, molecular function: L-serine:pyruvate transaminase activity; L-alanine:glyoxylate transaminase activity. Gene Ontology annotation, cellular component: peroxisome. The transcript has 2 exons. The coding region runs from base 1 to 1347 and encodes 448 amino acids. The record is from RefSeq and is a predicted model, not a curated record.
AUGGACAAUUGCAGUCAAACGCUAGCGACGCCCCCGACGACAACGCCCCGGGGCAAAAUUUCCAUCUUCGACACCACGCGAAGACAGAACAUGUCUGCUAUCCGCCGACUGAAUUUGAUAUCGCAACACAUUUCACCUUUUUCUGCUUCUUCUUCUUCAACAACUUCCUCCUCAACUCACUCGAAAAUGCCCGUCUCCACCCAGGCCGCCCACCCCCUCACCCUCAUCCCCGGCCCCGUCGAGUUCACCGACGAGGUCCUCCAGGCGAUGGCCACUCCCUCCCAGUCCCACGUCUCCCCCCAGUUCGUCUCCGUCUUCGGCGACGCCCUCGCCCUCCUCCGCCAGCUCUUCAUGAACACGGACAAGUCCGCGCAGGCCUUCGCCAUCGCCGGCGCCGGCACCCUCGGCUGGGACUUUGUCGCCUCGAACCUCAUCGAGCCCGGCGAGGACGCCCUCGUCCUCCACACCGGCUACUUCGCCGACUCCUUCGCCGACUGCAUCGACACCUACGGCGGCGUCCCCACCCAGCUCAAGGCCCCUAUCGGUGAUAUUGUCCCGCUCGACCAAAUCGAGGCCGCCCUCAAGUCCAAGUUCUACAAGGUCAUCACCAUCACCCACGUCGACACCUCCACCGGCGUGCUCUCCGACAUCAAGACCAUCGCCGCCCUCGUCCGCAAGGUGUCCCCCAACACCCUCAUUAUCGUCGACGGCGUCUGCUCCGUCGGCGUCGAGGAAAUCCGCUUCGACGAAUGGGACCUCGACUUUGUCCUCACCGCGCCCCAGAAAGCAAUCGGCGUCCCCGCCGGUCUCUCGAUCUUCAUUGCCUCCGGCCGCGCCCUCGAUGUCUUCAAAUCCCGCAAGGCCAAGCCCGGCUCCUACUACGCCUCCCUCUCCAAGUGGCUCCCCGUCAUGCAAAACUACGAGGCAAAGAAGGCGUCCUACUUCUCCACCCCGCCCGUGCAAAACAUCCACGCCCUCCUCGCCUCCCUCAAGCAGAUCCUCGCCAUCCCGCUCGAGGACCGCUUCGCCGCCCACGAAAAGAUGUCGACCCACGUCAAGGAAACAAUCGAGUCCUACGGCCUCAAGCAGGUCGCCGUCCGUCCCGGCUACCAGGCCCACGGCAUGACCGCCGUCUACGUCCCCGAAGGCGUCACCCUCCCGGACUUUCUCCCCAAGGUCGCCAAGCGCAACAUCGUCCUCGCCGGCGGCCUCCACAAGGACAUUGCGACAAAGUACUUCAGAAUCGGACACAUGGGUGUCUCUGCCAUCGGUGAGGACCGCGAGGACUUUACCUUGGCUUUGAAUGCCAUCAAGGACUCUUUGAAGGAGUGCGGUUACACUUUUUAG